AUGUCCUCCACAAUCACCGAAAUAAACCGCUCCUUCGUCCUCCGCGCCAUCAAAGACGUUGCCUUUGAAGACCGGCCAAUCCCCAAGCUUCGCGACGAGUACGAAGUCCGCGUCCACGUUGCUCAAACCGGCAUCUGCGGCAGCGAUGUCCACUACUGGCAACGCGGUCGCAUCGGCGACUUCAUCCUACAAAGCCCCAUCGUCCUCGGCCACGAGAGCUCCGGCACCGUCGUCGAAACCGGCUCAAAAGUAACCAAUCUCAAAGUCGGCGACCGCGUAGCAAUCGAACCAGGCGUCCCGUGUAGACGAUGCGAUUACUGCCGCUCCGGAUCCUACAACUUAUGCAAUGAUACUAUCUUUGCCGCGACGCCGCCAUGGGAUGGUACCUUGGCCAAGUACUACACGGUUGCGAGUGACUACUGCUACAAGAUCCCCGACACCAUGGACAUGGAAGAAGCCGCCAUGGUCGAGCCCGUUGCCGUCGCCGUCCAGAUCUGCAAAGUCGCUUCCAUCCGCGCCAACCAGACCGUUGUAGUCUUCGGCGCGGGCCCCAUUGGCGUGCUUUCUCAAGCUGUGGCCAAAGCUUCAGGAGCAAAGAAGGUCAUCGCGGUAGACAUCUCGCAGUCGCGGCUAGAAUUUGCGAAGAAGUAUGCUGCGGAUGGGACGUUUUUGCCUCCGCGGGCGGAGGAGGGGGUUGAUCCGGUGGCGCACUCGGAGAAGGUGGCGAGGUUGAUUAAGGAGGAGUUUGAACUGGGGGAGGGGGCGGAUGUGGUGCUCGAAUGUACGGGCGCGGAGCCGUGUAUCCAAGCUGGCGUGAACGUUGCGAUCAAGGGAGGCACCUAUGUGCAGGCUGGUAUGGGUAAAGAGGUGAGUCUUAGCAUCCGGUUUCAACCCCCUGGAAAGCUGUGCUAA
Messenger RNA from Didymosphaeria variabile, 912 nucleotides. RefSeq lists its product as uncharacterized. NCBI's taxonomy places the organism in Eukaryota, Fungi, Ascomycota, Dothideomycetes, Pleosporales, Didymosphaeriaceae. The transcript has a single exon. The record is from RefSeq and is a predicted model, not a curated record. Gene Ontology annotation, biological process: D-sorbitol catabolic process. The coding region runs from base 1 to 912 and encodes 303 amino acids. Gene Ontology annotation, molecular function: zinc ion binding; L-iditol 2-dehydrogenase (NAD+) activity.